Molecule: messenger RNA, 16793 nt
Organism: Pygocentrus nattereri (red-bellied piranha)
Lineage: Eukaryota; Metazoa; Chordata; Actinopteri; Characiformes; Serrasalmidae
Product: neuroblast differentiation-associated protein AHNAK
Exons: 7
Coding region: 298-15330 (5010 amino acids)
Biological process (GO): regulation of RNA splicing; peripheral nervous system myelin maintenance
Cellular component (GO): cytoplasm; nucleus
Molecular function (GO): protein binding
Source: RefSeq, a predicted model, not a curated record
UGGAGCGUCAUUCUAGAGUGUCCUGCUAACUGCUGUGGAUGCACACCAGCAUCGUUUUCUUUCUCCUUUACUCCCUCUCCUCUGCCAGAGACUGACUCUGCAUCUUCUCUCAGACGUGCUCUCUCGCCCUGCCUCUGUCCUCCUCUCUCUGCAUCUCUACUGAGUAAGUGAGAGGGAAUAGGAGGCUGCGAGUGCUGCAGCGCUCCGGCGGGAGUGGACGGAGCUGCCUCAGCUGGAGCAGCAGAUUUAUUUUACCUCACUGGAAGCCCACCGCAGGAUCUCUAAAGGACAGCCACCAUGUGUGACUGUUUUCAUCUGGCAUUCCCCAACUGGCAUGGGCCAGCCACGGGAGCUGGGCGUAGGCUGAGGGGACCAGAGCAAGAGGCAGAGGAUGAUUCAGUAUGUGAGGAACCUGAGAUUUUAGAGGGGGAACGACCUCGCCCUCAAGGCUCCUCCCCUGUAGAGGAAUUCCCAACUGAAAAACAGGCAGAGGAGGACUCUCCACACAAGAGUGCCAGCAACAAAAAAACCAGAAGACUUGGUUUUGGGUCUUUGUUUGAUAAGCGCUCUUCUGCCAAAAUGAGUGAAACAGAGGACAGUGAAGCUGGAAUGAUUGUGAAAACAGUGAAAGAAACAUGUGCUGAAGGACUAGUAGUGACUGGUGGAGGGAAAGAGGGCAUCUUCAUUAAAGAAGUGAAACCAGAUUCACCUGCUUCAAAACACCUGACAGCGAAAGAGGGUGAUCAGAUCCUUAGUGCUACAGUAUUCUUUGAUAACGUGUCAUAUGAAGAUGCACUCCAAAUCCUUGAGCAUGCUCAGCCAUAUAAAAUGGAAUUGUGUCUAAGACGCAAAAUGGAAUCAACCAUGCUAGAAGAUGAUGAAAUUGUCCACCCAGAGAGCAACGAGAGAGGUUCACCAGCGAUGAGAAGUCCAAGAAAGAAAAAACAUCAAGACCGUAUCUCAUGGCCGAAGUUCCCCUCUUUUGGCAAAGGACAUAGAGCGCAAUUCAAAAGAUCCCACAGCACCUCAGAAGCAGAGGAGCACAAAAAAUUAGAGAUGAGCCCACCAACAAGUGACACAGAAUCUCCACUCAAAUCACCACUAAAAUCUCCAGGUGGAAAAGACAAAAAAAAGAAGCAAAAAAUAAAAAUGAAGAUGAAAAGCCCCAGGAGCAUGUCUGUUGAGGAAUCUCAGAGAAAUCAGAAGGAGUUGACAUCAGAGAAUUUGAUAGUUUUGGAAGAUGAACAAGUUGGGGAUAUAUUAGAUGAAAAGCUCCCCGAGAAAUCUGUGACAAAAGUAGCAGAGAUAUCAAAGGACGACAAGGAAGGUGAAUAUGGAGAUUCAUCCAAGAUUGUGAAUGAAGUUCUAGGUUUGUCAGGAAUGGAAUCACAGCACAGGGUUCAUCUUAUUAGUCUGAGCAAUACAUUAAAGACUACAGAUAUAUCAGAUGCUCUUGCAGAGGCUUCUGCAGAUGAUAUGAUGACCUCAGAUGAGGGAAAGAUACAAAGAUCAGAAAUGAAAUUUAGCAUUUUUCAGAAGGACCAAUCAAAAAUAGGGGUAGACAGCCAAUCAACAACCAUCUUAGAAAUGAGUAGAAUCCCAGAUCCAUCUGCACAUGACACUAUUGUGGUGAGUCAUGGGGCAAUAUCACAGGCAGAGGGUGAAGCUUCUCAACUUGUCACUGACUUCAAAACAGAGGUUAUCAGCAAGGACAGUUCAGAGAUAAACUUGGGAUCUAGGGAUAUGAAAAUGAGUAUGCACAAACUAGAUGUUUCUGCAGAUUUGCCAGACAUAGGAGUACUUAAACAAUCACCAAGGCCUGUCGGUGAAAAACAGUGGAAGGAAGGAACUAUUUUUGAAAAUGAGAUAUAUGGGAUUCGAACCAGAGGUCCAUUGGCAGACAUAGUCACAUCAAAGUCUCACUUUACUAGUCCAGUAAAUGGGCUUCAGUUUACUCCACCGGAUUCUUCUGAGAUGAUAAGAGAGAGCAAUAUGUCUGAAACUAUCACUGUUAUUUCCCAACCACAGCUUAAUGACCCCAGUGCAGUUUCUGCCGUAGAUGCCAAGGACCCACAUUUGGAAAUAAAAACUUCUAGGCUACCAACAGAGUCAACGAUUCAUGGCAUUCUAGCAGGUUUAGAUAAAAAAUCAGAAUCAAAGUUUAAGGCACCAAAGGUUGAUCUCACUGGACAUGUAAUCCAAGAACCAGUCAAAAUGACACAUCUCCCAAAACGAGAAGACAUUGAGAUUCCAGGGAUGGAAGAUAAAAAAUCAAGGCCUAGUCUUCAGACUCCUGGAAUUAAGGUACCAAAAAUUGAGAAGAUUAUAAAUAUUACUAAGGACAAAGAAAUCCAGGCUCAACAAACAGAUGAGGAGUUCAAUGUUGAGGAUGUUAAAGAAGCUGUUUCCAAAUUCCCAGCUUUGAAACUGCCUGAAGGGGACAUCACAGGAGUGCUUGUGCAAAGAGAAAUCACAAUUAUGGAAAUGAAGGGAGAUAAGACUAGCGCAACCCCUAGGGGAUCUCCUCGUAAAAUAUCAGGCGCAAGUGCUGAUAGUAGCAUUACUGUAACUAAGAGCAAAAUAGGUGAAGAAAAGUCUUCAGCUUCUCAUAAGGACACAGUAAUCAAGAUACCAAAAGUUGAACCACCUUAUGCUGAUGAGCAAACAGUAACCAUGACCAAGAUAGACUACUCAAAGCCAAAUGUUGAAACCCAGCAAACAAAAGCUGAUAAGUUACUGAUUAGAGAUGAUGGGCAAAUAGAUGUUAAAUUCAAACUCCCAAAAAGAGAAGACAUUGAAAUCCCCGGGAUGGAAGCCAUUGAGGAAUCAACUGCUCAAAAAACAGAUAUGAAAGUAAUCAAAGACCAGCAUCACACAGCAGAAUUACAAGGCAUGUACAGUUCACUCUUAGUUGAACAACCAAGUGUACAGAUUACUGUACAGUCAGAUAUUGAAAUGAGUAAAAGACACAAAACUCAUAAACAUGGUGACAAGAAAGGACAGGAAAAGAAAUCAAAGAAACCCAAAGUAAGCAUGCCAGGCUUUGGGAUCACAAAACCUGACAUUAGAUUUCCAGAUGUUGGAAUUGAAAUACCAAAGAACGAUGUGCCUGCUAAAAAGUACACUGGAGAAAUAAGGGAAAAAUUGGAAGCAGAUGUACCUCAUAGUGAUAUCAAGCCCAAAGAUAUUUCCCAUCCUGAACACACAGACCUCGAACUUUAUAGAAUGGAGAACACUAGCUCAAUGCUGGAUCAAAAAACAACUGAUGACUUUCAAAUAACUGUUUAUAAUAAAACUGAAUCUAUAAAUUUAACAGAAUUUGAUGAUUUUACAGUUAAAGCUCCAAAAGCAGCAUCAGACAUUUCUGUUGUCGAUGUACAAGACAUAAAAUUAAAACAAUUGGCCGGGUCAGCUGACAUAAAAUGCCCUGAGAAAGACAAAGAAGGGCAUUUUGUUUAUGUGGAUAUGAAGGCUCAGGAUAUUAAAACUGAAGGGCAAGGGAGAAAGUUCAAAUUGCCAAAAUUUGAAAUUAGUUUUCCUGAGGUAAAAGCACCAAAAAUUAGUGCAUCCAAAAAAGAGGAUGACAGUAAGACAGAAGUUCCAGCAACGCAUGGUGAAAUGCCAUAUGUGCAAAUUGAAAAAGAGGCAGAUUUACUAGAACUACAUUCUAAAGGUCUUGAAAUGAAAGUACAGAGACCAACCUUUCAGUUCCCAAAGUUUGGAUUUUCCAAAUCACAAAGUAAAGAAAAAGAAGCUGAUAUGAGUGUCCUGACAACUGACAUUUCUAUACUGGAGGGCAGUACUGAUGGAGCAAACACAGACAUCACAGCUACUGUGUGUGAUGCUGGACAAAAAGAUGAAUCAAAGGUUGGCGCUUCUAUAAAUGUUGAACUACCUUCAAUCAGAACCUCAAAAUUAGAAGCUAAAACUCCAACGGACAUAUCUGCUAUGGAGGUACAUGUGAAAGGACCUGAGGAAGAAUUGAAACUGAAAGCCAAACCACCAUCAUUUGACAGAGAUUUAAAACUACCAGCUAAGCCACCAUCAGAACCUGAAAAAUGCAUACGUGACACACAAGUAAAACUGGCAGCCGAGCCACAAUCAGCUGAUAUAAAGGCACUUGAAAUGCACAAAGAAAAGAAGAGUGUUGAUAUGAAAGCUCAGGACAUUCAAACUGAAGGUCAAUUAAGUAAGUUCAAAUUGCCAAAAUUUGGGAUCAAACUUCCAGAAAUAAAAACACCAAAAAUAGAUUUAAGUGGGGCCAAGACAGAACUUGAGAUUUCUCUACCAGAACGAAAAGCAGAAACGCAUUCCCAGGAUGAAGUGCAAGAUGUAAAAAACAAUGUUAAAGCUGAUGUACCAGAAUUAGAUUCUAGAGGUUCUGGUGUGAAAGCAGAGCAAACAAACUUUUCAUUUCAUAGAUUUGGAUUUUCUAAGUCAGAAGUGAAGAUCUCAGAUACUGAUGUCAAUCUCCCAAAUAUUGAUGUUUCACUACCAGAAGGAAGAGCAGAUCUGGAAAAGACAAAUACAAACAUUACAGUUUCAAUAGUGGACACUGGUAAAAAAGACGAAACAAAGUCUGGCUAUCCAGCAAAAUUUAAAAUCCCAUCAAUCACACUUCCAAAAUUUGGAACAAAAGCUGGAAGUGAAGCAAAAGACAUCUCUGCUGUGGAUGCACAAGCUAAAGGUACAGAGAUAAGCCUGAAGGAAAAAGAGAUAAAAUUGUCAGCCAAGGUGCCUGAUGUAAAAUUACAAGAAAAAUCAGUGGAUAUGAAACCUCAAAGCAUCCAAAACGAAGGGCAAGGGAGCAAGUUUACAUUGCCAAAAUUUGGGAUCAACCUUCCUGAAGUAAAAGGACCAAAAAUAGGUUCAGUAGGAUUGAGUGCAACCAAGACAGAAACUGAUAUUUCUCUACCGGAGGUAAAGAUGGAAGUGCAUCCACCUGAUAUUGAAUUGCAAGAGGGAGUAAUCGAAGUAGAACCAGAAAUAGAUUCUAAAGGCAGUGAUGUUUCAUUACCAAAAGGAAAUGUAGAACUGGAAGGACCAAACACAGACAUUACAUUAUCAAUGGAAGAUACUGGACAAAAAGAUGAAACGAAGUUUGAUUCUCCAACAAAAUUUAAACUUCCUUCAAUCACACUGCCAAAAUUUGGAGCUAAAGCUCCAAAGGGGAUUGUAGAAAUUUCUGCUGUGGAUGUACAAGCUAAAGGACCGGAAAUAAGUCUACAAGAGUCAGAGUUAAAAUUUUCUGCAGAGCCACUAUCAGUGGAUAUAAAGAGGCAUGAUGUAGAAAAAGAGGCGACAUCUCUUAGGGUGGAUAUGAGGGCUCAAGACAUUCAGACUGAAGGACAAGGGAUUAAGCUCAAAUUGCCAAAAUUUGGGAUCAAUCUUCCUGAAGUAAAAGGACCAAACAUACAUUUAAGUACAGCCAAGCCAGUGAUUGACAUUUCCCUACCAGAGGGAAAAACGGAGGUGCAUCCACCUGGUGCUAAACUGCCAGAAGGAGCCAUUGAAGUGAAAGACGACAUGCGAGAAAUAGAAUAUGAAAGUGUUGAUGUGAAAACAAAGGGCCCAAGCUUUUCAUUGCCUAAAUUUGGAAUUUCUAAAUCUGAAAUAAAGGCACCAGAAGCAGAUGCAAGUCUACCAAUUGUUGAUGUUUCAUUACCAGAAGUAAAUGCAGAACUGGAGGGACCAAAAACAGACAUUACAGUAUCAAUGGGUGAUACUGGACAAAAGUUUGGUUCCCCAACAAAGUUUAAACUUCCAUCGAUCACACUCCCAACAUUUGGUGCUAAAACUUCAAAGGAGGCUGUAGAAAUCUCUGCUGUGGAUGUGCAAGGGAAAGGAUAUGACAUAAGUCUACCAGAAGCAGAGUUAAAGUUAUCAGCUGAGCUACUGUCUGUUGAUAUAAAGGGGCUUGAUGUAGAGCUAGAGGAGUCUCUCAAUGUGGAUAUGAAGGCUCAAGACUUUGAAAUUGAAGAGCAAGGGAGAAAGUUCAAAUUACCCAAAUUUGGGAUCAGCCUUCCUGAGGUAACAGGAGAAAAAGUAGGCUCCAGUGCAGCCAAGACAGAGAUUGACAUUUCUGUACCAGAAGGAAAGAUGGAAGUGCAUCCACCUGAUGCUAAACUGCCAGAAGGAGCCAUUGAAGUCAAAGCCAACAUACCAGAAAUAGAUUCUAAAGGUCUUGAUGUGAAAACAAAGGGCCCAAGCUUUUCAUUCCCCAAAUUUGGAUUUUCUAAAUCUGAAGUGAAGGAUCCAAAAGCUGAUGCAAGUAUUCCAGUUGUUGAUGUUUCAUUACCACAAGGAAAGGUAGAACUGGAAGGACCAAACACAGACAUUACAGUAUCAAUGAAUGAUACAGAACAAAAAGAUGAAACAAAGUUUGGCUCUCCAACAAAGUUUAAACUUCCAUCAAUCACACUCCCAAAAUUUGGAGCGAAAGCUCCAAAAGGAAAUGUAGACAUUCCUGCUGCGGAUUUACAAGCUAAAGGACCGGAAAUAAGUCUAUCAGAAGCAGAGUUUAAAUUGACUACCGAGCCACUAUCAGUUGCUAUAAAGGGGCCUGAUGUAGAACUAGAGAAGUCUCUCAAUGUGGAUAUGAAGGCUCAAGAUAUUCAGACUGAAGGGCAAGGGAUUAAGUUCAAAUUGCCAAAAUUUGGGAUCAGCCUUCCUGAAGUAAAAGGACCAAAAAUUGGUUCAAGUGCAGACAAACCAGAGAUUGAUAUUUCUCUACCAGAGGGAAAGAUGGAGGGGCAUCCACCUGAUGCUAAACUACUAGAAGGGGCCAUUGAAGUCAAAGCAGACAUACCAGAAAUAGAUUCUGAAAGUCUUGAUGUGAAAACAAAGCGACCAAGCUUUUCAUUUCCCAAAUUUGGAUUUUCUAAAUCUGAAAUGAAGGCUCCAAAAGCUGAUGCAAGUCUACCAGUUGUUGAUGUUUCAUUACAAGAAGGAAAUGUAGAACUGGAAGGACCAAACACAGGAAUUACAGGAUCAAUGGGUGAUACUGGACAAAAGGAUGAAACAAAAUUUGGCUCACCAACAAAGUUUAAACUUCCAUCAAUCACACUCCCAAAAUUUGGAGCUAAAGCUCCAAAGGGGACUGUAGAACUCUCUGCUGUGGAUGUGCAAGGUAAAGGAUAUGACAUAAGUCUACCAGAGGCAGAGUUAAAGUUAUCAGCUGAGCCACUAUCUGUUGAUAUAAAAGGGCCUGAUGUAGAACUAAAGAAGUCUCUCAAUGUGGAUAUGAAGGCUCAAGACUUUGAAAUUGAACAGCAAGGGAGUAAGUUCAAAUUGCCAAAAUUUGGGAUCAGCCUUCCUGAAGUAAAAGGACCAAAAAUAGAUUCAAGUGCAGCCAAGAUAGAGAUUGACAUUUCUGUACCAGAAGGAAAGAUGGAGGUGCAUCCACCUGAUGCUAAACUGCCAGAAGGAGCCAUUGAAGUCAAAGCCAACUUACCAGAAAUAGAUUCUGAAAGUCUUGAUGUGAAAACAAAGGGCCCAGGCUUAUCAUUCCCCAAAUUUGGAUUUUCUAAAUCUGAAAUAAAGGAUCCAAAAGCUGUUGCAAGUCUUCCAGUUGUUGAUGUUUCAUUACCAGAGGGAAAAGUCGAACGGGAAGGACCAAAGGCAGACAUUACAGUAUCAAUGGGUGACACUGGACAUAAAGAUGAAACAAAGUUUGGCUCACCAACAAAGUUUAAACUUCCUUCAAUCACACUCCCAAAAUUUGGAGCUAAAGCUCAAAAGGGAAAUAUAGACAUUCCUGCUGUGGAUGUACAAGCUAAAGGACCAGAAAUAAGUCUACCAGAAGCAGAGUUAAAACUGUCAGCUGAGCCACUGUCUGUUGAUAUAAAAGGGCCUGAUUUAGAACUAGAGAAGUCUCUCAAUGUGGAUGUGAAGGCUCAAGACAUUCAGACUGAAGGGCAAGGGAUUAAGUUCAAAUUGCCAAAAUUUGGGAUCAACCUUCCUGAGGUAAAAGGACCAAAAAUAGGUUCACGUGUAGCCAAGACAGAGAUUGAUAUUUCUCUACCAGAAGGAAAGAUGGAGGUGCAUCCACCUGAUGCUAAACUGCCAGAAGGAGCCAUUGACGUGAAAGCUGACACACCAGAAAUAGAUUCUAAAGGUCUUGAUGUGAAAGCAAAGCGACCAAGCUUUUCAUUCCCCAAAUUUGGAUUUUCUAAAUCUGAAGUUAAGGCUCCAAAAACUGAUGCAAGUCUUUCAGUUGUUGAUGUUUCAUUACCACAAGGAAAAGUAGAAUUGGAAGAACCUAUAGCAGAUAUUACAGUAUCAAUGGGUGAUACUGGACAAAAGGAUGAAACAAAGUUUGGCUCCCCAACAAAGUUUAAACUUCCAUCAAUCACACUCCCAAAAGCUGGUGCUAAAGCUCCAAAGGGGACUGUAGAAAUUUCAACUGUGGAUGUGCAAGGUAAGGGAUAUGACAUAAGUUUACCAGAAGCAGAGCUAAAAUUAUCAGCUGAACCACUGUCUGCUGACAUAAUGAGGCCUGACCUAGAACUAAAGGAGAAGACUCCCAGUGUGGAUGUGAAGGCUCAAGACAUUCAGACGGAAGGGCAUGGGAGUAAGUUCAAAUUACCAAAAUUUGGGAUCAGCCUUCCCGAGGUAACAGGACCAAAAGUAGGCUCAAGUGCAGCCAAGACAGAGAUUGACAUUUCUUUACCAAAGGGAAAGAUGGAGGUGCAUCCACUUGAUGCUAAACUACCAGAGGGAGGCAUUGAUGUGAAAGCUGACAUACCAGAAAUAGAUUCUAAAGGUCUUGAUGUGAAAUACAAGGGCCCAAGCUUUUCAUUCCCCAAAUUUGGAUUUUCUAAAUCUGAAACAAAGGCUCCAAAAGCUGAUGUAAGUAUUCCAGCUGUUGAUGUUUCAUUACCAGAGGGAAAAGUAGAACUGGAAGGACCAAAGGCAGACAUUACAGUAUCAAUGGGUGAUACUGGACAAAAGGAUGAAACAAAGUUUGGCUCUCCAACAAAGUUUAAACUUCCUUCAAUCACACUCCCAAAAUUUGGAGCUAAAGGUCCAAAGGGAAAUGUAGACAUUCCUGCUGUGCAUGUACAAGCUAAAGUACCAGAAAUAAGUCUACCAGAGGCAGAAUUAAAACUGUCAGCUAAGCCACUGUCUGUUGAUGUAACAGGGCCUGAUGUUAAAUUACAGAAAUCUCUCAAUGUGGAUGUGAAGGCUCAAGACAUUCCAACUGAAGAGCAAGGGAGUACAUUUAAAUUACCAAAAUUUGGGAUCGGCCUUCCUGAGGUAACAGGACCAAAAGUAGACUCACGUGCAGCCACGACAGAGAUUGACAUUUCUCUACCAGAAGGAAAAAUGGAGGUGCAUCCACCAGAUGCUAAACUGCCAGAAGGAGCCAUUGACGUGGAAGUUGACACACCAAAAAUAGAUUCUAAAGGUCUUGAUGUGAAAACAAAGGGCCCAAGCUUUUCAUUUCCCAAAUUUGGAUUUUCUAAAUCUGAAGUGAAGGCUCCAAAAGCUGAUGCAAGUUUUCCAGUUGUUGAUGUUUCAUUCCCUGAAGGAGAAGUAGAAUUCGAAGGACCAAACACAGAUAUUACAGUAUCAAUGGGUGAUACUGGACAAAAGGAUGAAACAAAGUUUGGCUCUCCAACAAAGUUUAAACUUCCAUCGAUCACACUCCCAAAAUUUGGUGCUAAAGCUCCAAAGGGGACUGUAGAAAUCUCCACUGUGGAUGUGCAUGGUAAAGGUUAUGACAUAAGUCUACCAGAAGCAGAGCUUAAAUUAACACCUGAGCCACUGUCAGCUGAUAUAACAAGGCCUGACCUAGAACUAAAGGAGAAGUCUGUCAGUUUGGAUGUGAAGGCUCAAGACAUUCAAAAUGAAGGGCAAGGAAUGAAGUUCAAAUUGCCAAAAUUUGGGAUUGGCCUACCUGAGGUAAAAGGACCUAAAAUAAGCUCAAGUGCAGCCAAGACAGAGAUUGACAUUUAUCUACCAGAGGGAAAGAUGGAGGUGCAUCCACCUGAUGUUAAACUACCAGAAGGAGCCAUUGAUGUGAAGGCUAACAUACCAGAAAUAGAUUCUAAAGGACUUGAAGUGAAAACAAAGCGACCAAGCUUUUCAUUUCCCAAAUUUGGAUUUUCUAAAUCUGAAAUAAAGGAUCCAAAAGCUGAUGCAAGUCUUCCAGCUGUUGAUGUUUCAUUACCAGAAGGAAAUGUAGAACUGGAAGGACCAAACACAGAUAUUACAGUAUCAGUUGGUGAUACUGGACAAAAAGAUGAAACAAAGUUUGGCUCACCAACAAAAUUUAAACUUCCUUCAAUCACACUCCCAAAAUUUGGAGCUAAGACUCCAAAGGGAAAUGUAGACAUUCCUGCUGCGGAUUUACAAGCUAAAGGACCAGACAUAAGCUUACCCGAAACAGAGUUAGAACUGUCAGCCAAGCAACUCUCUGUUGAUAUAAAGGGGCCUGAUGUAGAAAAAGAGGGGAAAUCUCUUAGGAUGGAUAUGAAGGCUCAUGAUAUUCAAACUGAAGGGCAAGGAAUGAAGUUCAAAUUGCCAAAAUUUGGGAUCAGCCUUCCUGAAGUAAAAGGACCAAAAAUAGAUUCAAGUGCAGCCAAGCCAGAUAUUGAUAUUUCUCUACCAGAGGGAAAGAUGAAAGCGCAUCCACCUGAUGCUAAACUACUAGAAGGGGCCAUUGAAGUCAAAGCAGACAUACCAGAAAUAGAUUCUGAAAGUCUUGAUGUGAAAACAAAGAGCUCAAGCUUUUCAUUCCCCAAAUUUGGAUUUUCUAAAUCUGAAGUGAAGGAUCCAAAAGCUGAUGCAAGUCUUCCAGCUGUUGAUGUUUCAUUAUCAGAGGGAAAAGUAGAAUUCGAAGGACCAAAGGCAGACAUUACAGCAUCAAUUGGUGAUACUGGACAAAAAGAUGAAACAAAGUUUGGCUCACCAACAAAAUUUAAACUUCCAUCAAUCACACUCCCAAAAUUUGGAGCUAAAGUUCCAACGGGAAAUGCAGACAUUCCUAAUGUGGAUGUACAAGCUAAAGGACCAGAAAUAAGUCUACCAGAGGCAGAGCUAAAACUGUCAGCUGAACCACUGUCUGUUGAUAUAAAGGGGCCUGAUGUAGAACUAGAGAAGUCUCUCAAUGUGGAUGUGAAGGCUCAAGACAUUCAGACUGAAGGACAAGGAAUCAAGUUCAAAUUGCCAAAAUUUGGGAUUGGCCUUCCUGAGGUAAAAGGACCAAAAAUAAGCUCAAGUGCAGCCAAGAAAGAGAUUGACAUUUCUCUAUCAGAGCCAAAGAUGCAGGUGCAUCCACCUGAUGCUAAACUGCCAGAAGGAGCCAUUGAAGUCAAAGCUGACAAACCCAAAAUAGAUUCUAAAGGUCUAGAUGUGAAAACGAAGGGCCCAAGCUUUUCAUUUCCCAAAUUUGGAUUUUCUAAAUCUGAAAUAAAGGCCCCAAAAGCUGAUGCAAGUAUUCCAGCUGUUGAUGUUUCAUUACCAGAGGGAAAAGUCGAACUGGAAGGACCAAAGGCAGACAUUACAGUAUCAAUGGGUGAUACUGGACAAAAGGAUGAAACAAAGUUUGGCUCACCAACAAAGUUUAAACUUCCUUCAAUCACACUCCCAAAAUUUGGAGCUAAAGUUCCAACGGGAAAUGCAGACAUUCCUGAUGUGGAUUUACAAGUUAAAGGACCAGAAAUAAGUCUACCAGAGGCAGAGCUAAAACUAUCAGCUGAGCCACUGUCUGUUGAUAUAAAGGGGCCUGAUGUAGAAAUAGAAAAGUCUCUCAAUGUGGAUGUGAAGGCUCAAGACAUUCAAAUUGAAGAGCAAGGGAUUAAGUUCAAAUUGCCAAAAUUUGGGAUCAACCUUCCCGAGGUAAAAGGACCAAAAAUAGGUUCAAGUGAAGCCAACACAGAGAUUGACAUUUCUCUACCAGAGGCGAAGAUGCAGGUGCACCAACCUGAUGCUAAACUGCCAGAAGGAGCCAUUGAAGUCAAAGUUGACAAACCCAAAAUAGAUUCUAAAGGUCUUGAUGUGAAAACAAAGGGCCCAAGCUUUUCAUUUCCCAAAUUUGGAUUUUCUAAAUCUGAAAUAAAGGCUCCAAAAGCUGAUGCAAGUAUUCCAGCUUUUGAUGUUUCAUUAUCAGAGGGAAAAGUAGAACUGGAAGGACCAAAGGCAGAUAUUACAGUAUCAGUGGGUGAUACUGGACAAAAGGAUGAAACAAAGUUUGGCUCACCAACAAAGUUUAAACUUCCUUCAAUCACACUCCCAAAAUUUGGAGCUAAAGUUCCAACGGGAAAUGCAGACAUUCCUGAUGUGGAUGUACAAGCUAAAGGACCAGAAAUAAGUCUACCAGAGGCAGAGCUAAAACUAUCAGCUGAGCCACUGUCUGUUGAUACAAAGGGGACUGAUGUAGAAAUAGAAAAGUCUCUCAAUGUGGAUGUGAAGGCUCAAGACAUUCAAAUUGAAGAGCAAGGGAUUAAGUUCAAAUUGCCAAAAUUUGGGAUCAGCCUUCCCGAGGUAAAAGGACCAAAAAUAGGUUCAAGUGAAGCCAACACAGAGAUUGACAUUUCUCUACCAGAGGUGAAGAUGCAGGUGCAUCCACCUGAUGCUAAACUGCCAGAAGGAGCCAUUGAAGUCAAAGCUGACAAACCCAAAAUUGAUUCUAAAGGUCUUGAUGUGAAAACAAAGGGCCCAAUCUUUUCAUUUCCCAAAUUUGGAUUUUCUAAAUCUGAAAUAAAGGCUCCAAAAGCUGGUGCAAGUAUUCCAGCUGUUGAUGUUUCAUUACCAGAGGGAAAAGUAGAACUGGAAGGACCAAAGGCAGAUAUUACAGUAUCAGUGGGUGAUACUGGACAAAAGGAUGAAACAAAGUUUGGCUCACCAACAAAAUUUAAACUUCCUUCAAUCACACUCCCAAAAUUUGGAGCUAAAGUUCCAACGGGAAAUGCAGACAUUCCUGUUGUGGAUUUACAAGCUAAAGGACCAGAAAUAAGUCUACCAGAGGCAGAGCUAAAACUAUCAGCUGAGCCACUGUCUGUUGCUAUAAAGGGGCCUGAUGUAGAAAUAGAAAAGUCUCUCAAUGUGGAUGUGAAGGCUCAAGACAUUCAAAUUGAAGAGCAAGGGAUUAAGUUCAAAUUGCCAAAAUUUGGGAUCAGCCUUCCUGAGGUAAAAGGACCAAAAAUAGGUUCAAGUGAAGCCAACACAGAGAUUGACAUUUCUCUACCAGAGGCGAAGAUGCAGGUGCAUCCACCUGAUGCUAAACUGCCAGAAGGAGCCAUUGAAGUCAAAGUUGACAAACCCAAAAUAGAUUCUAAAGGUCUUGAUGUGAAAACAAAGGGCCCAAGCUUUUCAUUUCCCAAAUUUGGAUUUUCUAAAUCUGAAAUAAAGGCUCCAAAAGCUGAUACAAGUAUUCCAGCUGUUGAUGUUUCAUUACCAGAGGGAAAACUAGAACUGGAAGGUCCAAAGGCAGACAUUACAGUAUCAAUGGGUGAUACUGGACAAAAGGAUGAAACAAAGUUUGGCUCCCCAACAAAGUUUAAACUUCCUUCAAUCACACUCCCAAAAUUUGGAGCUAAAGCUCCGAAAGGGAAAGUAGACAUGCCUGCUGUGGAUGUCCAAAUCAAAGGACAUGAUAUAAGUCUACCAGAUACAGAGCUGGCAUUAUCAGCUGAGCCACUACCAGCUGAUGUAAUAGUGAGUGAUUUCAACAUGCAAGAUAUAUCUCUCAGUGUUGAUAUGAAAGCUCAAAACAUCCACACUGAAGGGCAAGGGAGUAAGUUCAAAUUGCCAAAAUUUGGGAUUGGCCUUCCUGAGGUAAAAGGACCAAGAGCAGGUUUAAGUGAGGCCAAGAAAGGGUUGGACAUUUCUCUACCAGAGGGAAAGAUGGAAGUGCAUCCACCUAAUGUUGAAAUCAGUGAAGAAAUAUCAGUACCUGAAAAAGAUAUUGAAUUUAAUGCCUGUGACAAACAUCUAAAAUUAUACGAUUCCCAAGCUGAAGUUGAAAUUAAAGGCACAAUUCAAAAACCUCCAGAAACAGCUGUGAAGACUGAACAAGAAGAACAAGGCACACUAAGUAAAUUCAAACUUCCUACUAUCAAAAUGUCAAAGAUCACCAUUUCAAAAACAAAAUCUCAGGAUGGAGACAAUGAUACAGGCAUGAGAGUUCAUGUUCCAGAGGCCAUUUUAGAAUCCAAACAUAAAGAGGCACAAGGACAGGAAAAAUCAUCCAAAUUUACAAUCCCCACACUUGGUAAUGUUCUCAGGGGCUUUGAUGUUGAGUUUAAUGUGCCCACGUUAGAUGAAACUGAAAGGGCAAAAACUGAAACAGCUCCUGCAAAGCAGGAAUUCCAUCUGCCUUCAGAAGGUGGUAAGAUAGCAGACUCAGAGGCCAAUCUUGAAAACAAUGAAAAAGAGAUUAUGGUUCAGACUGAUCAGAAACCAGAAGAUGACGAAAAACAAACAAAACCUGAAAAGAGUAGCUGGUUCAGAUUUCCUAAGUUUUCAUCUCCUACCAAAACAGUGAAGGUUGUGGAAAAAGAAUCUUCUCAGCCAUCUAAGGAAAAUGAAGAGAGUUCAGUGAAUGACAACAAAGAGAGAGAACCUGAGCUGAGUUCUGCAAGAGAGACUGAAGAGGACAGUGUCAGUCCAACAUUGUCACUGAGAUCAUCAGAUGCAUUUGCUGAUGUGAGUUCUGCACAAACAACUGAACAGGUUGGCCUCUCACUGACAUCUCCUACAAAAGUCAAAGUUAAAUAUUCUGAAUCAAGGUCAACUGUUGAGAUCGGUGACUUACAUGGUGAUAUUAUUACUUCAACAGCCAGGACUAAACUAAUAACCAUGGAGCCCCACCAGCCAGAGAAAGUGAACAUUCCAUGUUCUUCUGAAAUGUCUUCUUCUUCAGUGGAUACUAUGAGACAGCUGUCAGGAGAAAUUCACAUAAUUGUGUCAAAUGUACAAAAUGUGCCAAGCACACAACACACCACGAUCAUCACAAAUGUAGAUACACAAGAUAUUCAAUCCUUGCCCCUAGAGGGAGCAGCAAUGCAGUCCGACACAGUGUUGUCAGUUCAGAACACAAGAGUGCAAAAAGAGAGACACACUGUGGUGGAGAGGCAUAUUGUAAAAGAAAUGUCUGGUGAGGAGAAAGUAUUUGUGACAAGAAGAACACAGGUUUUUGAGGGGGACUCUGUUGAGCCUAUCUCUGAUGACGCUGCCUUCUCAAUUCAAAAGCUGAGAGACACUGUACGCACUGAAAAAAUGAGAUUUUUUGAGAGUGCAGAAUCAAAUGAACAAAACGCAAUGAGCGAUGAAACAUGUUUAAAGUAUAUAGAUUCCUCCACAGAAGAGAAUGAGGGGAAAUAAACUUAUGUCUUUUAGCUAGCAGAAUGUGAUCCAUGGCUGUGCUUUAAAAUACGAACAAUUAAUAUUCCUUUGGCUGCAUUUAUAUUCUGUGUACAACUAGAUAUGUGUGCCCAUAAUAUAAAUAAGGGCCAGCUAUGACACUUAUUUAACAACAUAACAAGGCAAAAUAUGAUUAGAUAAUAAUAACUAAACUGUUAAGUAAGGAAAUUAGUUUAAUUUAGUUUAGUAUUCAACACUGAAAUAUGUAUUCUUUGUGGAAAUUGUUUACAGUGCUGUCAUAUAAAAGAAACUCAUUGACAUAUUCGUAAAACUAUUAACAAGUAUUAAUGGUAACACUUUGCUGUAGAGCAGUGUUCGUAAGGCUAUAUGAUACCUAAAAAACCUCAUCAUGCCAACUAAAAUAAACCUACAUAAACAUUAAUAAAGGCUGAUUCAAUUAGGCAUCUUUCAUUAAUGCUGCAUUUGUCAACUUUGAUGUCAGGUGACAUGGAAUUUCUCUGAUUUUUCCGUCAUGACAUUUUACCCCAUAACAUCUGACUUUGUAGUUUAGUGUUCAUCACAAAGACAUAGUGCUGAUAUGAUAUGGCUUAAAUCUUAUACAUGGUAAAAUGAAACCCACUUGAACUAAAGGGUACAGAAAAUGCUCACUUUUAAUCAGUCAGCCUGACUUGUUGCUGUAACAUACAUUGAUCGUUUGUCACUUCACUCCAGUGUCAUGACACAACCUCAUGUCAGAAAAAAAAUUCAUUGUUACACCUUAUGAUAGGCCUUAUGCCAACUUGACAUUAAAGCAGACAAAUACAACUUUUAUAACAAAUGAUGCCUAUUGCAAUAAAGGUUUAUAAAUGUUUAUGUAGAUCUAGGUCAGUUGUCAUGAAAAGCUUAUGUAGGUGUCAUGUAGCCUUACAAACCCUGCCCUACAGCAGUGUUGCUGUUUUAAUAUUAUAAUAGUAUGUUGAUGCAAAUAGCUUGUUUCUCUUGAACUAUGCUGUUGUCAAAAUAAUAUAUAAUUUAAUAUAAGCUUAAUUUUGCAUUCCUUAAAGACAUUGAAAUGUUUCAAAAAUAUGUAAAUAUAUUUGGCUCAUUUAAGUUCUUUUCUCUGUCCUGUAUUACCUUAUUGCAAAAGCUAGUACAUUUGCUCUUCUAAUUAAAUUGCUGUAUUUACACACAAGUAUAUGCUAAAAUAAAUAUUUUAAAAAUGAAAAUGGUUCAGCAUUUCUUGUAUAUUGAUUUCUUUGUGGAGAAUCCUUUUGGAAACCUGACUUCUUUAUUUUAGAAAUGAUUUUAGCAUGCUCACAUUUUCCGAGAACUGUACCAACCACCUCCUCUUCACAUUUUUUUAGGAUCCCAUAUUAACUUCACUAAAUACUAGUGAAUGAGGGCAAAUAAUUGUUACUGUGACUGAUUCUUGGUAACAUUGGCCACAAAUGUAGUGUAUAUCUAUUGCAAAUAAACACUGGGCA